Messenger RNA from Penicillium lagena, 1212 nucleotides. RefSeq names its product putative integral membrane protein. The record is from RefSeq and is a predicted model, not a curated record. The coding region runs from base 1 to 1212 and encodes 403 amino acids. Lineage: Eukaryota; Fungi; Ascomycota; Eurotiomycetes; Eurotiales; Aspergillaceae. The transcript has 5 exons.
AUGGCAGAGCUAUCAACAGCUCGUGGCCGUUCGGCCCUUGCCGUGAGCAUUGUCUUCACGUCGCUGGCUACCAUAUUUCUUGCCAUUCGUAUCUAUACCCGAGCGUUUUUGGUGAAACAGAUGGGAAGUGAUGAUUAUACGAUUAUUAUUGCCUUGGCUUUCUCAUGGGCGUUCUUUGGACUGUUCGUUGGAGGUGAGCCUGACGCAACUCCUCGUCUGUAUAAUCAUCCUGUCGCUCACAAUCCCUCAGAAACCUACCACGGCAUGGGUGCUCAUUUCGACACCAUUCCGCACCCGAUUUAUAUCACGCAAAUGAUUUGCUUCUGGGCCUCAAUCCCGGUUUACCAAACCAGUCUCAUCAUGACCAAGAUGUCCAUCCUUCUACAAUACCGACGAGUCUUCUCGACAACACCGCGCAUGCGCCUGGCCUGUUUCAUCCUAAUCGGGUUUCUAGCUGCCUAUGGCACUUGGACAAUCGUCAGCGCCUGGGCCAAUUGUGUCCCUGUCGCCAAAUUCUGGAACCCAGAUACUCCGGGCUUUUGUCUGGACAAGGAGGCAUUGUGGUUUUCUAACUCUGCUGUGCACAUCCUUACCGAUUUCUUGAUCUUGAUAUACCCCAUGCCGGUUCUGCGGUCUUUGCAGCUGCCAAGGAAGCAGAAGGUGGCCGUUAUGGGCAUCUUUGCUCUCGGUGGAUUUGUCAUGAUCACAAGUAUCCUCCGUUUGAAGAGUCUCCUCGUCAUCUCCAAAUCCACCGACCCAACCUACGACAACGUCGGCGCCGCCACCUGGUCCGCGGUAGAAUGCAAUGUGGCCAUCAUCUGCGCCUGCCUCCCCGGCACACGCGCCUUCUUCGCCAAAGUCUUCCCACACAUCUUCUCCACCCGCAGCGGCGGCUACAAGAGCAAGUUCACCCAGCCCUCGCGCACCCACCGCAGCGCAAACCCCACCACCUACCAAACAUCCCAGGUCCAAGCAUCCGUCGUCGGCGGCCACCGCGAAUCCGAAUAUGACUUGGAUGACUUCUCGCACUCGGGCUCGUCACGUGGCGGCUCGAUGAAGGAGAGUGAAUCUAAUGAAGGUCGUGCGGGGAUUAAGGUAACGACGUUUAUGACUCAGGAGUCGACUUCGAAUACAGCUGGUCAUAAUCAUAUGGAGAUGGAUGCGGAGAGUACGAGAAAUUUGGUGCAUAAGCGGAGUGUGAAUAGCUUUUGA